Messenger RNA from Protomyces lactucae-debilis, 819 nucleotides. RefSeq lists its product as uncharacterized. The record is from RefSeq and is a predicted model, not a curated record. Gene Ontology annotation, cellular component: mitochondrion. The coding region runs from base 1 to 819 and encodes 272 amino acids. Gene Ontology annotation, molecular function: oxidoreductase activity. The transcript has 4 exons. Lineage: Eukaryota; Fungi; Ascomycota; Taphrinomycetes; Taphrinales; Protomycetaceae.
AUGGCUACAGCUGCAUCAGAUGCCCCUACAUCGCAUGAACAACGGACUGUGCAAGAGCCCAGGGCACCAGCAAUGCAAAAUGCCCUUAUUACAGGCAUCACACAAGCUACUCAGGAUGUCCGACUCAUUGAUUUUACGAUACAAAACCCACCGGGACCUUUCAAGUUCAAGGCGGGUCAGUGGGUCGAUACGUUUACGCCUGCGAGUGAGCAGGCAGGAGGCUUUACCAUUGUCUCUACGCCAGCACAAGGCUUGCAAGGAACUUUUCGUCUCGCCGUGCAAAAAGCAGAGCGCAAUCCUCCUGCAAAAUGGCUCUGGAGACCUGUUGAUCAACUCGUCAACAAGCAAACGGUAGAGGUCCGCGUUGGAGGCCAAUUCACGUUCCCUCCCGUCAACUUUCGAAGACUUGCUGGACAAGUGCGUGGCAUCACAUUGAUUGCUGGUGGUAUUGGAGCAAAUCCAAUGAUGAGCAUCCUGGGAGCCCUUCGUGACGCCAAGGCGCCUUUGCGGGUGACUAUGUUGUAUGGCUUCAAAUCUGCAGAUAUGGCACUGUAUCUGGACGAUUUGGAUAAGUUUGUCAAAGAGAGUGAUCUUAAGCUGCGCUUAUUUUCAUCACAGUCUGCAGACACGGAAGGCUUGCCAGGCGCGAUCUAUGAGCGACGUAUGACGGAGGAGGAUUUGGCUAAAGCAGUCUCCGAAGGCAAAGAAGACACGUUGUUCUAUGUCUGCGGUCCUGCCAAGAUGACAGACUGGGCGCAAGAGUUCUUGUUGAAAGAAGGCGUACCCAAGGACAUGGUCCAAACAGAGAGAUGGUGGUAG